GAUGAGAGUUCAAGUGAGAGUGAGUGACAGACUGAGAGUUGAUAGCAAACAAACUCUACACAUCAACACAAUACACACUUUUCAGGUUUCUCAUUCAGACUUGCAGCAAGUCUAGUAAACCGUCACAAGGUUUUAUCAUUUCAAGAAACUACUCCAAACAACUACACCUCCAAAAAAAACUAUCCACAAACUAUCCAUCAUGGGUGACAAGCACCUCAACGAGCUCCUCAAAUGGAGUAUCGAAAACCAAGAAACUGGCGGCGAGAACGGCACCUCAGCACCCGCCGACGCCACCGCCGUAAGGGCGCCCGCCAGCACCCUCGACCCCGAGGCCAUCGCAGCCCUCUUCGGCAACGGCCCCAGUGACGCCGAGCUCAUGAAGCUCUCCAUGGAGGCAAUCACCUCCCCGGACCCGGAAAUCACCCUCGACAACAAGCUCAUUGCGUUUGACAAUUUCGAGCAGCUCAUCGAGAACCUCGACAACGCAAACAACAUCGCCAACCUCGGCCUCUGGACCCCACUGCUCUCCUGCCUCGAGCACGAGGCCCACGAGCUGCGCCGCAUGGCCGCCUGGUGCGUCGGCACCGCCGUCCAGAAUAACCUGCCCAGCCAGGAGCGCCUGCUCGCCGUGGGCGGCAUCCCGCCCCUCGUGGCGCUCGCGACCAAGGACGGCGAGGAGGAGGCUGUGAGGAGGAAGGCCGUCUACGCGCUCAGCUCUGCCGUGCGGAACUACCAACCCGGCGCGGAUGUUCUCACGGACGAGCUGCAGAAGAAGGGCCUGCGUAACGGCAAGGUUGACGCAGAGAACAUGGAUGACAUUGAUGAGAUUAUGAAUGCGCUUAAGGCCAAGAUCACGGCAUAGAAAAAAAAGAAAAUGCGAGAAAGGAAUGGGUAUGGAGAGGGUUUGGUAUGGUUUACUUGCAUGGACGGCGUUUCGGCGGGUGGAUCGGCAUGAGGGC
Colletotrichum scovillei is the source of this 959-nucleotide messenger RNA. Its product is annotated as nucleotide exchange factor Fes1. The record is from RefSeq and is a predicted model, not a curated record. Lineage: Eukaryota; Fungi; Ascomycota; Sordariomycetes; Glomerellales; Glomerellaceae. The transcript has a single exon. Bases 200 to 862 code for a protein of 220 amino acids. Gene Ontology annotation, molecular function: protein binding.